GUAUAUUUGAUGUUUUUGAUGGAUUUGAAUAGUCUUUUUGUUAACUAUAUGGUAAUAUUGGGUUUAAAUGCGCACGAAGAGGGCGCUGGUAGUGCGACAGCACGAAAAAAAGGUUAACAUUGAUGACGUUGUUGUUGCACCGGUUGUCGAUGGUUGUCAAGCAUUUGAGCGAUUUGGGCAGUGUUGGGGAAGCACUUGACGUUUGUAACGUCAUGAGCGAAUGUUUAAACUAUAUCAGGAAUAAAAUAAGCUGAUAAUGAUGAUUUCAAUAACAAGUGGUAUUUAUACCUUAGCCUCCAUCUACUAUGUAAUUAUUCCCAUUGGUUAUCUGACAAAGUGGUGGUUUGCUGAAAAGGAAAUGGCGGGAAAGGGUGUUAUGUUGGUGACUGGUGGUGCAGGAUAUGUAGGAUCUCACACGAUCAUCCAACUGCUGAAUAAUAACUAUAGUGUGGUGGCAAUUGAUAACUUGAUCAAUUGCUAUGCAGAGAAGAACAAGAAGCCAGAGUCUCUUAGGAGGGUCGAAGAGAUCACUAACAAAAAAGUUAUCUUCUAUAAUGUUGAUAUCAAAGAUAGAGCAGCACUCGAAAAAGUUUUCAAAGCACAUAAAUUUGACUGUGUUAUUCACUUUGCAGCACUGAAAGCCGUGGGUGAAUCAGUGCAAAUACCAUUGACAUAUUAUCAGAACAAUAUUGCUGGAUCUAGCACUCUGUUCGAGGUUAUGCGAGACAACAAUGUGAAAAACAUCGUUUUCUCGUCAUCAGCCACGGUCUACGGCAUUCCGCAGUUUCUUCCUCUCACCGAGGAACAUCCGACGGGUCAAGGGUGCACAAAUCCCUACGGCAAAACAAAAUAUUUCGUAGAAGAGAUCCUUAAGGACGUAUGCACAUCCGAUCCGGAAUGGAAAGUUAUUUUGCUGAGGUAUUUUAAUCCGGUCGGGGCUCAUGAAUCAGGCAUGAUCGGAGAAGAUCCAUCAGGAAUUCCGAAUAAUCUAAUGCCGUACAUAUCUCAGGUUGCAGUUGGUCGACGAGAAAAACUGUUGAUAUACGGCGACGAUUAUGAUACACCUGAUGGAACAGGUGUCCGCGAUUACAUUCACAUUACAGAUUUGGCCAUAGGUCACGUGAACGCUUUGAACAAAAUCAAUGAGUCCGGCUUCAAGGGUUGCAGGGCGUACAACCUGGGAACUGGAAAGGGAUACUCGGUCAUGGACAUGGUGCAGGCAUUUUCUAAAGUUUCAGGGAAGGAUAUAAAAUACGAAGUUGUGGGUAGGAGGGAGGGUGACGUUGCCUCGAGCUAUGCGGACGCCCAAUUGGCAAGGGAUGAACUGAAUUGGGUCGCCACCAAGGGCAUUCUUGAUAUGUGCCGCGACACCUGGAAAUGGCAGGUGAAAAAUCCCAAAGGGUUCCAAGGUACUUAAUGGACUCGGAACGCAAUAAUGAUGCACUCUAUUUUCGAUUAUAAUACUUUCUCUUCGUGUAUUUAUUGUUCCUAUUUUAAAUAGGUCGAUUUUGAAUUUCGAUAUAAUAAAUUUUAUUUAUUCCAAUCAUAAUUAUUUUAUCUGAAUACGUAUAGUGUAUGUGUGUAAGUUCGUUAGUUUCAAGAGGCCCAGUGUAUAAUUUGAUAUGUACAA
Messenger RNA from Nicrophorus vespilloides, 1630 nucleotides. Its product is annotated as UDP-glucose 4-epimerase. Gene Ontology annotation, molecular function: UDP-glucose 4-epimerase activity. Gene Ontology annotation, biological process: beta-D-galactose catabolic process via UDP-galactose, Leloir pathway. Gene Ontology annotation, cellular component: cytosol. The transcript is spliced from 6 exons. NCBI's taxonomy places the organism in Eukaryota, Metazoa, Arthropoda, Insecta, Coleoptera, Silphidae. The record is from RefSeq and is a predicted model, not a curated record. The coding region runs from base 257 to 1417 and encodes 386 amino acids.